Galleria mellonella (greater wax moth) is the source of this 1600-nucleotide messenger RNA. RefSeq names its product gamma-interferon-inducible lysosomal thiol reductase-like. Lineage: Eukaryota; Metazoa; Arthropoda; Insecta; Lepidoptera; Pyralidae. The record is from RefSeq and is a predicted model, not a curated record. The coding region runs from base 798 to 1502 and encodes 234 amino acids. Gene Ontology annotation, molecular function: oxidoreductase activity, acting on a sulfur group of donors, disulfide as acceptor. The transcript has 5 exons.
AAUUAAUAUUAAGAUAAUGGCGAGGUUAACAAACUCAUUCUAAAAUUUCAGAUAAUGUAUAAAUAUGCUAGUUUAGGUAAAUAAUUAAAUAAGUAAGAUAAAUUAUCAAUGCGCACGACAGUAUCCAGGACAAGUUCUAUACCAAAACAUUCGUUAUUUAUUUUCUUCAAAUUGUCUUAUGACUUCGAUUCCAAACUAUUACAAACAGACAGGUACAUUAUCAUCAUCAUCAUCAUAUCAGCCGUUAACUAUCCACUGCUUAACAUAGGCCUUAUAGGCCCAUAAAGCGGGAACUUGCCGAUAGUUGCCGAAUGAGGCGGCUGGCAAUCACAAUUAUUUGUUGGGUUUAGUGAUGUUUUAAAAAGGACGCUACUAUCUAUCCCUCAACCAUUAAGCUCCCUUAGUUGCUUCUUACGACUAUAAGGAAAAAGGGGUGGUCCAUUCUAUGCCGGGACUACACGGCAACUAGGCACAUACAAAAACCUAAUAUUGGAAUAAUAAUUGAAUAAUUAAGAGCCUGUAUUUAGCUAUACAAAAUUAUGUUCUCUCUUAUUUUUUCAAACCUCCAAUACAUUAUCCUACUCUUAUAUAUAAUUAUAUAAUAUUGGCGGAAGAGUUAUAAUAAAUAAUUUCAAGAUAACUUGUCCUAUGUUUUAAUAAAAAUUUUCUUUGUGGAUUUUUAUACCUUAUCAAAUGGUCAUAGGCUAUUAAAACACAUACAUUCUGAAAUUGUCACCAAGUCUACAUUGUAAUUCUUCAAAGGACUUCAGCUUUAGUUGAAUAUUGAGUGUGCAACAAUGUAUUAUUAUAAGUUGAUAUUUUUACAAUUGAUAUUUAGUUUUACAAAUGGAUACCAUACAAAAUUGUCGAAUGGAAAUAUAUACGAUAUUAGCACCCAAAAGACUGGAAUACAGGAUAAUUCUACUGAAAGUAUCGAGAAGAUAAAAAUAAAUAUAAAAGUAUAUUAUGAGACCCAUUGUCCAGCCAGCGUGACUUUCUUCAGGACUCAACUUCGACCUGUUGUGGAGAAAUUAGGCUCGUAUUUAGACGUUCAUCUAAUUCCAUAUGGACAUGCCAGGACUCUUAAAGUGCGCGGGAGGUACCACUUCAGAUGCCAACAUGGACCGGAGGAAUGUUAUGGCAAUAAGUUACACGCAUGCACCGUGGACGCAUUGCAAAAUAACACUCGAGCGGUCAUGUUUAACGCCUGUCUUAUGCAAUUUUCUGGAUAUAGAUCUGAAAAUAACAACGCAUUUAUAUUAAGUAUGUGCGGGUAUAUCUUAAAUUUACCUAUAAACGAUAUUUCGGAGUGUAUUAACAGCGAACGCUCUUCUCUUCUACUGAAAGGAUAUGGGGAGGAAACUCGUUUGUUAAGACCCAAGUAUGUGCCUUAUGUAAUAAUAGAGGAUCCCGCCUAUGGUCAAUUCCAAUUAACCAAUGAUCUCAAGGCAACAGUAUGCCGAAUUUUUCAUCAAGUACCUCCGCCUUGUUCUAGAAUUUAGUUUUAGAUAAGUUACCUAUAAUAAAAAGUGUAAAUAUUUUACAUUUACGUGUAAACAUUUUAAUGUAUGUGUAAUUAUGAAUAAAUUGUAUAAUUAUC